Messenger RNA from Poecile atricapillus (Black-capped chickadee), 3966 nucleotides. It is a transcript of the gene SYAP1, whose product is annotated as synapse associated protein 1. NCBI's taxonomy places the organism in Eukaryota, Metazoa, Chordata, Aves, Passeriformes, Paridae. Gene Ontology annotation, cellular component: synapse; cytoplasm. Bases 82 to 1161 code for a protein of 359 amino acids. The transcript has 9 exons. The record is from RefSeq and is a predicted model, not a curated record.
GCACGCGGAAGCCGCGCGCACGGCGGCCGGGUUUCCGCAGCGGCGCCGGCGCGGCCCCAGCGCGGCCGCCGCCCCUGAGCCAUGUUGCGCGGCCUGGGCAGCUGGCUGGGGCUGGAGCGGGCGGGCGAGGAGCAGCUGCUGCCCGCCGGCAAGAGCAGCGGCCCCGCGGAGCGGGAGCAGGACCAGGAGGAGGAGGAGGAGGCAGGGUCGGCCGGGCAGGAGCAGGGCGAGCUGCAGGGGGACUCGGAGGCGCUGCUCAGCCAGGCCAAGGGGUUCGGCAGUUACCUCUUCAAUUUUGCCUCUGCUGCUACAAAAAAGAUAUCUGAGUCUGUUGCUGAAACAGCACAGACUAUAAAGAAGUCUGUAGAAGAAGGAAAAAUUGACAGUAUCAUCGAUAAGACAAUUAUUGGAGACUUUCAGAAGGAACAGAAGAAAUUUGUCCAAGAGCAGCAAACCAAAAAAUCAGAAGCAGCGGUGCCUCCCUGGGUAGACAGCAAUGAAGAAGAAACAAUUCAACAACAAAUACUGGCCUUAUCAGCAGAUAAACGGAAUUUUCUGCGGGAUCCUCCAGCAGGUGUGCAGUUUCAUUUUGACUUUGAUCAAAUGUACCCUGUUGCACUGGUGAUGUUACAGGAAGAUGAGCUUCUCAAUAGGAUGAGGUUUGACCUUGUUCCCAAACAUGUAAAGGAGGAAGUGUUCUGGAGAAAUUACUUCUACAGGGUGUCCCUAAUUAAACAGUCUGCACAACUCACCGCGCUUGCGGCUCAACAACAAGCAGCAGGAAAGGAAGAGAACAAAAGCAGACAAGAGGAUAGUGAACUGAAAGAAACAGUACGGCCAAAGACACCACCUGUUACAAUAAAGCCUCAAAUAAAAUCACAAGAGGAUGAGGAAGAGAUUUCCACGAGUCCAGGUGUAUCAGAAUUUGUGAGUGAUGCUUUUGAUACCUGUAAUCUGAAUCAGGAAGAUCUAAGAAAAGAAAUGGAACAACUAGUGCUAGACAAAAAGAAAGAAGAGACUUCAGUAGUAGAAGAAGAAACUGCUGAUUGGGAAAAGGAAUUACAGCAAGAGCUUCAAGAGUAUGAGGUGGUGACAGAAUCAGAAAAGCGUGAUGAAAACUGGGACAAAGAAAUAGAAGAAAUGCUGCAAGAAGAAAAUUAAGCAUUUUCACAAAAUCACUAUAACCCAAAGCUCUUUCGGAGGACUGACAUGGAUUUAUGCUUUCAUAUCUUGCUUACAAAAAUAUCUUCAGAAGACAUAAAAUAAUCUAAAGUUGUUAUAAUUCCAUAUGGGAAUACAACCAGUAUUUCUGUUCUUUAUAUGAGCAGUUUCUGAACUUCUAUAUUCUUCAAAAGAAAAAAAAGAGGAGGUAGAUACUGCAGGUUAUAAUUAAAAGUGAUAGCAUUAAUACAUGAAGCAGUGGUUCAGUUUGAGGCCUUUUUAGGUGAUCAAGAAGCUCUUCAAAGAGAUUUCUAAAUCUAAGAAUCGCUUUUUUUUUUCCCUACAGCCUUCUGUUUGGGAUGCAAAAAUGGAUGUUGUAAGUAACUUAGUCCUUGACAACAAUUCUCUCUUGACAUUUGCACUCUGAUCCCUGUAUAAUCUGUAAAUGUGUACUAUUUUUAAGGUACUUGUAGUUGGUAGAUUUCACAUGUAUUUAACUUCUUUGAUGUAUGUAACCAAAGAAUUUAUAGAAAACCCUAUCGAAUAACUUUCAAGGAUUUGGUAAAACAUACUAAUGCAGACUCCAAAAGAAGCUGAUUAUUUAUCAGUCAAGCAGCAAACAUUUAAGCAUUUAAGUUAAGGUAGAAUUAGCAAGUGGUUGAAUUAAAUUUGUGGUUGUGAAUCAUAUUGAGAUACUGCCUUUCCCCACAGAGAGAAAUGGUUUCAUGCAUUCUUUCUGCAGAAGGCUGUUAUGUUUCCAUUCAAUUUUACUGUAUGAGCUGAGAGCAAAUUAAAUAUUUCUCCUUAUUUUAAGUGCUGAAACAUUUAUGUAAAGACUUUCACUGGUUUGGACAUCUUUAUUAAAUACUGUAAAUAUGUAUAAAAUUGGCUCAUUUAUUUUGGGGUGGGCAGGGAGGAGUAAAUAUGCUUCAGAUACAGAUUUUAAAAAUACACUUUUUUACAGUGCUUAAGACAUAGAAUUUAAAGGUAAAAACAGAGGGUUUUUCUCUAAGAGGUUUUUGAUUCUUCAUAGGUAUCUGAAUGUUUCCUGUGGUUAUACCAUUAAGUCAGUUCUUUAUAUAUAGAUAAAUGAAGAUUUUAUGUUCUGUUUGUCGUCUGUUUGAUAAACUUCUAUGACAAAAUAUUCAUGAAAUUCCAAAUACAAAGGAAAAUGGGUAACACUGAGUAGGUCGGAGCCAUUAAGCACAAUUGAAUUAUAGCCAUUUUACAUAUAGUAAGCUCUGUCUUAAUGACAUAAUUCUGCAGAAAACUUUUGUAAAGACUAAAGAGAUUGUAGCUGUAAUUACUCAGUCAAUAUUCAUCCUGUGGGAAAUGAAAAGAGCUAAGUACAGUGCUGUUACUGUAAGAAAGGACUAUUUUAAAUGGUCUCCAUUAGCAACUUGGACAGAAAGUUCUCCUCUAUUUCUCAUUAUGGAAAAGGAAUUGUUUUAAACCUGCAUACAUUUGGCUUCUCAAAUUAGUUUAUUGCCAUACACUUUCUCAACUGCAAACCAUUUUAAGCACAAUUUAUAUUUUUAUUGUGUUUUUCACUUAGUUAACAGAUGUGAGGUAAGUCACAGUAAAUAAGAGGUACUUAAGGAGCUUUUUAUAUCUGUGAUUAAUUAAAGACAACAAAAGUUAAAUCUGUUGUGCUUAGAAAAAUAAGACUAUUCACAGCUCGAUGGUUACUCUUGACAAAUACAGCUGCUGUAGACUUAAGCUGGAGAUAUUAGAAUCUGUCUACUGUGCAAUUUGAUGUGAUGCCUUCUAAAAAGAUGGGUAGUUCUAUUCUGAUGGUGGCAAAUAUUCCCUGGAUGACUGAGAGCUCCAAAAUCGCUGUUCCAAAAGUCCACUUUCUUAAAAGUAAGCCUGAUCAUUCCUAAUUUAAAAAAUACAAUAAUGUAGCAAGGUUGAAUUUGACUUGAGCUCUGAUAUUUAAAGUCUCUUAUCAAAAGUCACAUUAAUAUUUUCAAAUCUGGGUAUCUGGUUUUAAGCUGAAAAAUUUAGGUAAAUUCUCCACAAUCCUGCAGUUUUCAGGCCUGGCCUAUGCCUUUCAUUUAGUUAGGUGCUACAAGUGCCUAGCAGUUCUUAUCGUGCAUGGGAAGAGGGAAAGUUUCUGCAUUCAACUUGCCACGUGACAGGAGUACAGGUAGACCUCUUCACGUUCAUGCUGAAUUUUGCAUGCCUUUGUACCCAAAUGUGUCAUAAUAGUAUAUUACAUAUGCAAGUGUGCUGGUCUUUUCUUAUCAACAUCGUUCCAAGCACUGGGAUGGUGCAGAUGCUAAAAUCCAGCAAAACAGUGCCACAAAAUCAGUGACAAAAAGAAACUAAAAAUGAAUGCAAAUAGCAUCAUCCUGUGGAUAGAGUGCGACAGAAAGUACAGUUGUUCAAAACAUUGAGAAGUAGUAAACAACAAGUCAAAAGAUAGUUAACAAAUUUUAUUAGAAGAUAAACUUGCAGGCUUUUUAACUUUUGGGAGAUGGGGCAAAGAUCACCCAGGAAUUAUGUAGGUUAGCUUAGAAUAGCUCUGAGAUACCAACAUCUCCUCUUACUCUGUGUACUGAAAAAUCAUCUUCAGCUAUUAGUUCAUAAUUCAAGUGGGUAUUAGUUAAUACCUAUAUGGAACUUUUAAAAUUUAAUAAACUAUCUGGAGGAAGAGGAAAGUUUGUAAAAUCCAGGAAUAAGAAAAGUGUGGUGAAAAGUUCCUCUACAUUUUGAUUUGAUCACUUACAGAUUAUCUGUUAUCAAAGUUAAUCAAAGCUUUCAGUUUCCUGAAUUGUUCUAGUAAACUUUUAAUUCUUUUAG